AUGAGAGCUACCGAGGAACACAGAACUGCCAAGCACAGGCAGAGGCCAACCAUCAAACAGAGUAACGCCCGUUUGUAAGAGUCAUCAAAUGCUCACAGGAUGUGGGAACUGGAGGAUUUCACAGAGAUUCGCAGGUGGUAUGCACUCCACCUGCUGUUGUGCGUCACCUUCUUCAUAUCGGGCGUGAUAAUCAAUGCCGUUCAGUUUCUGCUCUAUGUCACGCUGAGGCCCUUCAACAAAUCCCUCUACUGCACACUAAACUACUACCUAAUAUAUUCACUCAUGUCACAGGUGUUGUUUUUGGCCGAGUGGUGGUCGGGGUCGGAAAUCCGCGUGUUUACGUCCGACGAGGCCUACCAAAUGUGGGGCAAGGAACACGCGCUAAUCAUCAUGAACCACACCUACGAAGUGGACUGGCUGAUGGGCUGGAUCGUGGCAGACCGCAGCCACACUCUCGGGUCUGCAAAAGUGUUCGUGAAGAAGAUGAUGCAGUACGUGCCGACAAUAGGGUGGGCCUGGCGUCUCUCCGACAUAAUCUUCCUUAAUCGAAAUUGGCAGGAAGACAAAACUAUCAUGCAGACACAAAUUAAGGAGUUCUUUGACUAUCCUUAUCCAGUUUGGAUGCUGCUAUUUGCCGAGGGCACGAGGUUCACACCGGCAAAACACGAAGCCAGUAUGGAGUUUGCCAGGAAGAGAGGUCUACCAGAGUUGAAGCGACACCUGAUCCCUCGCACACGGGGCUUCAUUCAGUGUGCACAGUCACUGAAAGGAAACUUCCCCGUAAUCUAUGACGUCACCGUCGGCUUCAACACUAAAGAAGGAGAGGAGCCGUCCUUGCAAAACAUGCUGCGGGGCAGGAAGGUGAUGAGUGAGAUAUACAUACGUCGCCUUCCCUUGGAUGAGGUUCCUGACGAUGAUGAAGGUGCCUCUAAAUAUCUUCAUGAACUCUACAGGUCUAAGGACCAGUUACUAGACAGUUAUAUCAACACGGGGAGUUUCACCGAGGAGAACGACCUGCCCAAGUACUCCAGUCGUGCCAUGCCCAGGAGACCUUACUCUCUCCUCAACAUGAUAGGAUGGGCUUCUUUUGUCCUGUCCCAAAUUCUCCGCUUUUAUUACAACCUCAUAACAAGUGGCUCUCUUAUAUCCAUUUCCUUUGCUGUUGGCAUUGUGAUCUUUGCCUAUUUGGGAUUGUACAAGAUGAUAGGACUGACCAAAAUCGACAAGGGAUCCCAGUAUGGCAGCACAGACACAAAUAAGAAAGAUUAAGGUACCUGUUUUAUGGUAAUGUUUGGAAGAGGAGCUCCAUCAGUGUGAGGAAGAUAUCUUAGCGGGUUAAACUAUUUUUUUUUUUUUUCUCUAUUCUUUCACACAGAAACCCAUGGUAGGGAUAGCUUAAGAUUAGUGGGAUAUUGAAGGUCCCUGAUAAUUAUACUUUUAUUUACUAAGUUUCCUCAUAUGGGUUGUGUUUAUAUUCUGUUCUUUAAAAUUUAAAUUAUGGUAACACUCUUGUUUUUUAUAUAUUGGUAUGAAUUAUAUGAUUAAUUCUACUGGUAAGUUAUUUUAAUCCAUUACAAGCACUGUAGAUAAUAGGCUGAGUUUGUGCAUAUGAGAUUUAAUAUAAUUUGUCUCAAAAUCCAGAUCAAUUUACCAUCAUGCUGUAAAGAAAUCAUAAAGUAUGUAGGACCUAGUUGAACUUUAGUCAUUGUUUGAGUUGUGGUAAUGUGUGAAUGUGGAAAUGUAGCAGUUAUAUGAGCGUAGCACACCUCUUGUUAGUGUUUACAAGUUAGAAAUUUAUUGAAUUUUUUGUGGGAAAUUUUCACCGGAGCAAAGUCAGACUUUAUCAUGUAGAACGUCUCUGCCGAUCGUCAUAACAGACCAUUUGAAUAAUUUUUCUUCCGUCAAUAAGACUGUGCAUUGUAUUGUGUAUAUAACUCAGGGGACCCAGUCAGAUGCAUCCUGUCUUCAUAGGGAUGACCAAAGCUAAAUAGAAAAUAAUUAUCGAUGAACGUGAAGAUGUUCGCCCGACCAUAACACAACACUUGCUCGGUCGUGACACUUUUUUACGGAACGGCUGACCGAGAACGGGUUCUUUUGACAACAACAGCAUCACUUGUUACCUUCAGAGAACACUUUAUUUUAGUGUUAGAUGUGAACUGAAAUGAAUUGCUGCUUUAUUUUAGAUUUAAUCUACAGGUUCAGCAGUGAGAUGGCUCUAGUUUUUUAUUUGAUAUAAUUUUAGUUAAGAAUUUGUUACUUAGAAGCACUGGAGUCUAUAAAAGUAUACAGCACUGCACUGACUACAUUAGGAAGCAUAGAUUUGGUGGUAGACUUUUGGCAAACAUUACAUGGAGGGGUUGGUGGAGGAGGACAUGGAUGUGUGCACUGGUAUCAGCCAAGUUAGGUUCAUCACAAGGUACUGUACUGUACCGCACUGCACUGUCACAAUGAUAAUUUUAGUGCUGUCAGUCAUAAAAGAGGAAUUUGUUUCACUCUUGCCAGCCCAUUACCUGUGGUGGGCUGCCAGGACCAACAGCAACAAACACUUCCACUCAUUUGCUGGAGGAAUAUAUUACAAUAAUCAUAUUGAUUUUGCUGCAAUAAUAUAUUUAGUAUAAAGAAAUGUUAAUCUACUCUGAAUAAAUGCAGAGUAUAAGACUUAUAAGUACAUUAAAUAUGUACUGUAUACUAUACUGUACAGUACUGUAUGUGAUUGGGCAUUAUUGUAGGAAAUGUAAGUUGUCAUAUACAGUAAGGCAUUAAUGAGCAUUAAAGUGAUUUUAAUAAACUUGACACAAAAUAACCAAUGGUAAAUGAAGGUCCAGGCGAGGCAUUACUGUACAUGGACAUUACAUUACCACUGAGAUGUACUGUACUGUGUUUGAGGUCCAGGCGAGGCAUUACUGUACAUGGACAUUACAUUACCUCUGAGAUGUACUGUACUGUGUUUGAAGAAAAGAAAAUAUCUUCAUAUGAUGAAUUUAUUGUAUCAUUAACUGUGGUAAUACUUCUGGUCUGGUGUUAAAGUGCAGGGUGAACCUUGUUAAUUGUCAACCAAUAUUUUUUUAAUAUUUAAAUAUUUUUUCAUGUGUAUAUUUUUUGUUUUAGAUAAGUUAAUAGCUGAAUCAUAUUUCAGUAAACACUGUAUGAUGAAUAUCAGAGGUUUGUGGUAGUUGAGGGGGCACCUUAUGUGAUUUAAUGUGAACAAUUGUCGGCUCAAGUUUUUCUGUGAUGACACUCUGUCGGCUGCCUCUCUACAAAAAAUAUUGCACGAUUUUUGGGUGAUGUUUAUGUAAGUGUUGCAAAAGACACUAAUUUUCAUGUGCUAAAUAAAUGAAUAGGUUGCUUUAGUUAUUAACUGCAAAAACAAAAAAGAAUUCUGGAAGGAAUUGUAUCCCCUUAGUUUAAAGAUUCUAUGGAAGAAUUAUGUGAACUGAUGUACAUAAUUAUGUUACAUUAACAAUUAAUCUUGAUACUUUCCUCAAAAUUUUUCUCUUCUUAACAACCACUUAGGAAGAGAUGUUUUAGCCAAAGUUGCCAAAAGCUUUCAGUGAUCGAGGUUGUCACAAAGACUGUAUGAUAUUUAUGAGUUUACAGAAGACCAACUGAGUGGAUGUUGUGUAUUCAUUGAAAGAGAAUGGACUUUGUAAAUUGUGUUUUUCCCCCAAAGAAUAAUGUGUGUAUAUUUAGUUUGGUUUUUUUUAUCACCUGUAUUUUUAUCAUAGUUUAGGUUAUCCUCUGUUCUAGUCAGUAGGAUGAAUAAGGAUUUGCACCACCCCCCCCCCUUUCUCUUUUUACAUGCGAGACCCCGUGGUCCCGGCUAUGGUGUGGUAGAAUUUUAUUUUUAUUUGGAUUUACGUCAGGAACAAACUGCAGCAAACACAGUGAUGGGUUGGUGUGAAGCAGUGUUGGGUCGGUGUAAAGCAGUAUUGGGUCGGUGUGAAGCAGUGUUGGGUCGGUGUGAAGCAAUGUUGGGUCGGUGUGAAGCAAUGUUGGGUCGGUGUGAACCUGUGGGUGGUUGAGGAUCAGUCUGCAGUACAGUACUGUAUUUGCCAUGUGAGUCACCUUCCUUUACUCAUUCAUCUCUUCAUUUUGUCUCUGUUUAUAACCCUUUAAUGAUACUACAUCCCCGAUAGAGUGUAAUACCAGUCUUAGAGUAGACAGUGUAUAUUAUUGAAAAUAUUGUGUAGCAGUUUUUUUUCUCUAGGUAAUGAAUCAAAAAUAUAUGCUUGCCAUAUUAUAUUCAUUUGUUUUUAGUGUUAUGUUGGAAGAGAGUGUGGGAAGCUUCUCAGAAGACUGGCCUUGGUACACAUAAGUGAGUGUGCUCUUGAUCUUACACAAAUUACCAAAACACACCAAAGGAUUUGAUCAUCAUUCCUGGUAUUACAUAAGGGAAGGACAUCUGGUUGAAAUAUAUAAAAGGGGAAAAAAUUAACAUUUGCUUUACAAAGUAAGGUAACCAAAAUAGAAGUGUAGCAUUAGAACAGCCAGAUGUAAAAGAGAAAUGGGAAAUCACAUUGUAAGGUAGUGUAAGUUGUGAAUGUUAGACGGGACUGUAUGUACCCUUGAGGAGUUAUGAGUGAGUGAGGGUGUGCAGGUCAGUGGAGUUACAUAGAUAGACCAGUGACUAAGGCUGUUCAGAUGUGCAAGUGGGGCUGUUCAGACCACUGAUGGGGGCCAAACAAUUGUGAAUGCAACUGGUGAGAUGUGUAAUGGAGGCUGGGCACACCACUGGGUAGGAAUGACAUGUGAAUUUGAUGAGAGAGAGUGAGUAGUGCAUAAAGGAACCUCAUCAUAAUUUGCUGUUUCCAUGAUAGUUUUAUUUGUUACUUUCUGCCUUGAGCUGGACAACAGGUGAAAUAUAAGUAACAAAAUAUGGCAAUAAUACACUAAUAUGAACCACAUAAACCUACCAAAGGAACAAUUAAAAACAAGGCAGGAUUUUAAUUUGAUUAUUGUAUGAUUUAAAAAAAAAGGGAGAAACUUUACUGAGGUAGGUUAGGUAGUGUUUGGUCUUUGUGUUCCUUACUAAGAUGCUGAACUGUGUCAACACCAAGUUGCUCGUGCACACAUGAUAUAUAUUGUAUAAGGAAAAAUAUUUGCAUGUUGAAAAUGUAAAAUAGCUAUGAUUGUUAGUUAAGGUUUCAAGGUUAACUUUUUACAGUUGUGAAAAUAUAGUUACUUUUAUUAAAUUUUCUCUGCAGGAUAGUAGCAAGUGGUCUUAGGCUGAUAGUUCUGACAAGCACUGUCCUAUUCAUCUCUCACACCAUCUCUACAUGUGUUUGAAAAGUGUAUUAUUGUUAUCGGAAAAUAGUUUUAUUGUCACCCGGCUAGAUGGCGUUAUUUUCUCGAGUUUGAGUAUUUAUCUGCCUAGCAAUUCAUUGUCAGAGCACACCUGACUGGCAGCCAUUCGUUAGUCUUGAGUUGUCUUUCAUUAGUGGUCAUCAAUCACCGAAUGGUCCACAGCGGCUAGUGUUUUUUUCCACAACUAUUAUCAACUGACACUUGAUUUCUGUUUCCUGUGACUGUAAAUAUUUUAUACAUAUUAAAAUUUCCACAUUGUUGCCCA
This is a messenger RNA of Homarus americanus (American lobster), 5569 nucleotides long. RefSeq names its product 1-acyl-sn-glycerol-3-phosphate acyltransferase delta-like. Gene Ontology annotation, cellular component: endomembrane system. The record is from RefSeq and is a predicted model, not a curated record. Lineage: Eukaryota; Metazoa; Arthropoda; Malacostraca; Decapoda; Nephropidae. Gene Ontology annotation, molecular function: 1-acylglycerol-3-phosphate O-acyltransferase activity. The coding region runs from base 100 to 1269 and encodes 389 amino acids. The transcript is spliced from 9 exons.